AACCUAGAAAUCCUGGUCCCACAGUAAAAAUGUGUUUGAAAACAAUGCAGUCUGGUAUUGUAAUGAAGUUUCAUUGAUGGCCUAUGCACUGCCUUCCUCUGCCUUACCCAGAGUUGCUGAAUCAGGGCUGUAGCUAGCAGUUGGAAGCUGGCCAGCGCUGAAGAGCGAUGGGAGGAGCUGGCUCUGCAAAUUGCCUAGCAUCGUCUGACAUAUGACAAGUCAGCUGCUGCUGUAGUUGCGUGUGUCUAAAUCAAAAGAACAAACCUUCCCUGAUCUCCACUGAAUCUAACCAUUUUCCAGUCGCCUUUUUCAUUUGCCUCCUGAGACUAUUCUUUCUCCUCCCUCGGUGCCUUGCCUGCCCACCCUCCCUUGUUUGCCAGCUCGCUCACGAAACGAGAUCCACAGUGACUGUCUGCCAGCGACAUGAGGAAGGAGGGGCGUGUGGCUCUUUCAGCCAGCCAGGAUCUGAGACAGGAAUUUUUUCAUUACACAGUUGUUAGUUAGAAAAACCGAAAGGGGGGGUGGCGGUCGGUGCGAGCUGGGGGAGGCUGCUAGCUGAUGUCAUUAGCAGGGGUGUGCAAGUGCAUCAGCAGCCAGGUCACAUGCUGCUAGGUGGGUCAGUGAUGUGGACGGAGAUGCAUGGCAGUCGCACCGAGCACAGUCGCAGCAGACCGGCAGGAAUCGGAGCUGGCUUCAGUGGGCAGCAGGAUGCUCUUUCCUGGCAGUGGUGGCAUUAGUGGCUCCCAGGAGGCUUCCUCAAGGGGCCUGCCCGACGUCAAUGAUCUGGGCCUCGGCCUCCAGUCCCUCAGCUUGUCAGGCUGGGAGCGUCCUUGGAGCAGCCACGAUGCUGACACACACCCCACUGCCUCCACCCAGGCCCAACUCGGCUCUCCCUCCAUGCUGGGCAUGCUGGGGAGUCCCCUAGGCAACAUCCUGGGCAGGCCACUGGGCUACCCACCUGGCGAGCCCAUGGGCACCGCGGCCGACUUCCUAGACAAGUUCCCUGGGAUGGCACGCAUGGGAGGCCGUCUGGACUCGCGCUCUUUCCUGGACUCGCGCUCUAGCAGCCCCGUGGACUCUGAGACCAGCGGCUUCAGCUCUGGCUCCGAUCACCUCUCUGACCUACUGUCCUCCCUGAGGAUAUCCCCUCCCCUCCCCUUCCUCAUGUCCAACAUGCAGAAGGACCCCCUGCGCCUUAACCUAAGCUCCCGUCUGGACCACCACCUCGACAAUAGCGCUGGCUCCCCUCUCACCCCCCCAUCCAGUGCCAGUCCUUCUUCAGGCACCCUGGCCCGCCGUUGGCCCGCCUCCUCACUGUGGCCCGGUCUGGACCUGCUGGACACACCCGAUGACCCCUUCAGCAUCGAGAGGGAGGCCCGUCUCCACAGACAAGCUGCAGCGGUUAACGAGGCCACCUUCACCUGGAGUGGACAGCUUCCUCCACGGACUAACAAGAACCCUCUUUACUCCUGCAAAGUCUUCUUGGGAGGAGUGCCCUGGGACAUCACUGAAGCUGGCCUGAUCAGCACAUUCAGUGGUUAUGGCCCUCUCAGUGUCGAGUGGCCGGGUAAGGAUGGCAAGCACCCUCGCUGCCCUCCCAAAGGCUAUGUGUACCUGGUGUUUGAGAAUGAGAAGUCAGUGCGUGGACUGCUUCAGGCCUGCUCUCAAGACCUGCUCCACCCAGAGGACAACGGAGAGUACUACUUUAAGAUGUCCAGCCGCAGGAUGCGCUGCAAGGAUGUGCAGGUGAUCCCUUGGGUGAUCUCAGACAGCAACUUUGUGCGCUGCCCCUCCCAGCGCCUGGACCCUAGCAAGACUGUGUUUGUGGGGGCAUUGCACGGCAUGCUUAAUGCUGAGGCCCUGGCCAGCAUCAUGAACGACCUUUUCGGAGGGGUCAUGUAUGCUGGUAUUGACACGGACAAGCACAAGUACCCCAUAGGGUCUGGCCGUGUCACCUUCAACAACCAGCGCAGCUACCUAAAGGCUGUGUGUGCUGCCUUUGUUGAGAUCAAAACCCCCAAGUUCACAAAGAAGGUUCAGAUUGACCCAUAUCUGGAGGACUCCAUGUGCCAGGUGUGCAGCCGCCAGCCAGGACCCUUCUUUUGCAGAGACCAGGCCUGCUUCAAGUACUACUGCCGCUCCUGCUGGCACUGGCAGCACUCCAUGGACAUCCUGAGCAACCACCGGCCCUUGAUGCGUAACCAGAAGAACCGGGACUCCAGCUAGAGUCCAGGAGUCCUUCUACAGCUAGGGGCCAGGAGUGAAAGCCCCACACCACACGGGGUGAGGCUGCCCACUGAGCAGAGCACGAGUCCCAGGGUCCUUCCCCCAACUCCCCGCACUGGAGAGAGGGGAGGGCACGACGGCACUCCACCAGAGCUGGGGAUAAACACAAAGUUCACUUGCACUUGCUAAAUUUUUGCUGUUUACUUGUUCACAAUGGCACUAUGCACAGUGACCUUGUUGGGAUGGACAAGGGUGGCCCUCCCUCACACUUAUGCAGUUGUCCCAGACUUGGUAAAUUGAUGGUUUCAGGCCAGGGUUCAAAUGUAGAUGAAAAUGCCUUUUUUUUUUCCUUUUUGAUUUGUUUUACAUGUGUUGCAUAUUGAUAGAGCAAUCAUGCAAGUCUCAUUGCCGUUCAUUGGCAGAUGCCAUACAGUGCCUUUAAAUUGCUUUCCCCUUCCCUCACCCCAAGUUGGCUAACUGUUUUUUCCUGUGCAAGCCAACUGGUGUUUUUUACUUUAGAAGAGAGUUGGGCUUACUUUAACCAGUCGCAUUGCAGACAUUUUUACGCAGUUUUUUACUAAUUUGUACACAAACGGUUUUAAGUCAUGACAUGGAAAUUUUGAACUGAAUUCCACCUGGCGGCUUUUUAAUUAAUUUUUCAUCCAUUAAUUUUUUUCCUUCAACCCCAUGCAUUUGCUUUGGGGCUGUUGGCAACUUUUCAGUUUUUCAUCCCCACCCUUCCCAACGUUCAAUAAUGAACGGGCACAUAUAGAAAUGGUGUUGAAGCAUUACUUUGCUUGUAUUGUCAGUCCAGUUCUUAGACAAUUGUACAACAUUGCAGGACACCGCUCCUGCUUGGUUACCAUCAAGUUCAAAUCAAUUUAAUGGGUACCAUUACCAAGACUGGUGCAGAUGUUGACAUUUUGAUUGUACAUAGUUUAUUGUUGCACUUUUUAAUUUGCACUUUAGAGGGGGUGGCAGUGGUUUUUAAAUCACUUGAUUUGUACAUAAGUAGAUGGACAGGUAUGUCUUGGGCAGGUAAGCCAGGAACUUAACAGCUGCUUGUUUCCUGUUGUAUGUAGAACUUCCACUUUGCUGAUCAAACAAUGUACCCAGAGCUUGAAUAGACCUACCACAGAAUUCCCCCUUUCUUACCCCAUUGCCUACCUUGUUCCAGUUAGACAAUUACAUUGCGCUGUGUGCCAAAGACUUAUUUUUUCCUCCAAGUUUCACAUGCUGAGCCUUGUCUUUUAGCCCAGCUGCAUUUUAGAGUUUUGAAAGUCUACCUCAUUGUGGUCUGCCAAGUUUGCUGCUACUUAACGGAUGUGGAAUAUGUUCAGAUUGGGCACAAUAAAGGUGUUAAAGCAUUAUUUCUACUGUUUCUUAAUGGAAUGCACGCUGACGGUUAUGUGACAGAAUACAAGAAUCAACUUCAUUGCCAAGUAUGCCUACACAUGUUAAGUACAUGUUUGAAGUUUCAUCUUUUUACUUUACACCUUGUGGGGUUUGAAAUUACUGCUGUGCUCUACCUACAUCCUUUUUUAGCUGAAUUUAGUCCUGCUCAAGUACCAUGGUAGCUACUCAAAGACUUGUGUCAAACAUGACCCUUACUGCUUUGACAUGCAAUGUCAAGGGACAUAAUGGGUUACAUUUAAAAACGUAAUUUCAUCCUUUUUAGACGGUAUUACAGCUGUGCUUGCAUGGCAUGAAUUUGUGCAAGCAGUUUGCAUGACAUGCAAUAUGUUUGGUACAAACUGGCUAAACCUUGAAAUGUGC
Molecule: messenger RNA, 4002 nt
Organism: Hypomesus transpacificus
Lineage: Eukaryota; Metazoa; Chordata; Actinopteri; Osmeriformes; Osmeridae
Gene: cpeb1b
Product: cytoplasmic polyadenylation element binding protein 1b
Exons: 11
Coding region: 640-2226 (528 amino acids)
Biological process (GO): negative regulation of cytoplasmic translation
Cellular component (GO): synapse; cytoplasm; nucleus
Molecular function (GO): mRNA 3'-UTR binding; ribosome binding; mRNA regulatory element binding translation repressor activity
Source: RefSeq, a predicted model, not a curated record